This is a messenger RNA of Sclerotinia sclerotiorum 1980 UF-70, 687 nucleotides long. RefSeq lists its product as hypothetical. Gene Ontology annotation, cellular component: TIM23 mitochondrial import inner membrane translocase complex. The record is from RefSeq and is a predicted model, not a curated record. The coding region runs from base 1 to 687 and encodes 228 amino acids. Lineage: Eukaryota; Fungi; Ascomycota; Leotiomycetes; Helotiales; Sclerotiniaceae. The transcript has 3 exons. Gene Ontology annotation, biological process: protein import into mitochondrial matrix.
AUGCUUCCUUCAGUCAGACCCUUAUGUCUAUUUAGUUUACCUUCAUCCCUGCGGCCACUUGUCGCCGCACGACUCUAUGCAACACAUACCGGCUUAGGCACCACCAAUACUUCGUCGCAACCAAAAAGGAAAGCCGUUACAACCUUCAAUGAUGAUGGCAGGGUUCCUUGGCGCGAUUUGUCGGGACGGGAAAAGGUUGCUAGAACAACACAACAGACUUUCAAUCUAGGUACCGUCCUCAUAGGCACAGUAUUAACCGGUGGUAUCAUCUAUCUUCUUUACACCGAAGUGUUUGCUCCUGAAAGUAAAAUCAACCAAUUCAAUAGAGCAGCCGAUCAAGUCAAGAAGGAUCCACGGUGCAUAGAAGUAUUGGGUAACGGAAAAAAGAUAAGGGCAUAUGGCGAGCCAACGUCCAGCAAGUGGGCUAGAGCUGGGCCUAUUGCUUCCAACAUAACGAAGGAUCGUCGAGGGGUGGAACAUCUAGUUAUGCAUUUUAAUGUCGAGGGUCCACUGAAUCAAGGUGUGGUGAACCUACACAUGAUCAAGCCACCAUCGGAAAGCGAAUUUGUAUACAAAUACUUAUUCUUGGACGUGAAAGGACAUCAGAGGAUAUACCUUGAGAAUGCGGAUGCAACGAAUGGGCCUGGGAAGAAUAAGAGUAGAUUCCUAGGGAUAACUUGGCGAUGA